Messenger RNA from Oncorhynchus mykiss (rainbow trout), 2127 nucleotides. Its product is annotated as 1,25-dihydroxyvitamin D(3) 24-hydroxylase, mitochondrial. Gene Ontology annotation, biological process: C21-steroid hormone biosynthetic process; cellular response to peptide hormone stimulus; cholesterol metabolic process. Lineage: Eukaryota; Metazoa; Chordata; Actinopteri; Salmoniformes; Salmonidae. The record is from RefSeq and is a predicted model, not a curated record. Gene Ontology annotation, molecular function: oxidoreductase activity, acting on paired donors, with incorporation or reduction of molecular oxygen; monooxygenase activity; heme binding. Gene Ontology annotation, cellular component: mitochondrial inner membrane.
GAUCCAUAAAUGAAUGGUGUGGGCUCGCCGGCCACACCAUGCAAGCCCAAUCCCUGAUUGGUUAUGAAUAAACAUUGUCAGAGUAUAUAUAUUGUGGUAGGCGUCACAGUUCCAAGAAACGAGAACACUGAAACUUCCAAGUUUCCAACAAAGCAAAUACAUUCAUUCGUGUCCCAGUAUUUAUUCUUUAUUAGCCUAUCACAGCACGAGAAUGAGGGCACAAAUCCAAAAGGUACCACAGAUAGUAGAAUUGUUAAAAAAGAAAACGGUUGGUUUGCAGCACUUCAAGCCAACAUCUUCAGUGUGCGUCCUGGACCCGAAGGAUGCUACAUUGGUUGCGCCUUGUCGACACAGUCUUCCCUCGCAGACUCAGAGCCUGGACUCGAUACCUGGACCCACCAACUGGCCCUUAUUUGGCAGUUUGAUAGAACUACUACUCAAAGGAGGGCUGCAAAGACAACACAAUGCAUUGAUUGAUUACCAUAAGAAAUUCGGAAAGAUUUUCCGGAUGAAACUCGGCUCCUUUGAAUCGGUCCAUAUUGGCGCACCUUGCUUAGUGGAGGCACUCUACAGAAAGGAGAGCGCUUACCCACAGCGUCUGGAGAUCAAACCCUGGAAAGCAUACCGAGACUUAAGAGACGAGGCAUAUGGACUUCUCAUUCUGGAAGGGGAAGACUGGCAGAGGGUGAGAAGCACGUUUCAGCAGAAAUUGAUGAAACCCACAGAAGUCGCGAAACUUGAUGGAAAAAUAAACCAGGUGUUGGCCGAUUUCGUUAGUAGAAUUGGGCAAGUGACUGACAAUGGACAAUUUGUGGACUUGUACUUCGAAUUGAAUAAAUGGUCAAUGGAGACCAUUUGCUUAGUGCUCUACGACAAACGCUUCGGACUUCUGCAUGACAAUGUCAACGAGGAGGCUAUGACCUUUAUCACAUCCAUAAAGACGAUGAUGAGCACAUUUGGCGCCAUGAUGGUCACGCCAGUGGAGCUCCACAAAAAACUGAACACCAAAACAUGGCAGGACCACACCACGGCAUGGGACCGUAUAUUCAGUACAGCCAAAGUCUACAUAGACAAGAAGAUAAAGCGCCAUGCAGGGGCAACAGGGCCCAGUGACGACUUCCUGUGUGACAUCUACCGCCACAGUCACCUGUCCAAGAAAGAGCUGUACGCCGCCAUCACAGAGCUCCAGAUCGGAGGAGUGGAGACGACUGCCAACAGCAUGCUGUGGGCUAUUUUCAACCUCUCCCGUAACCCCUGCGUUCAGAAGAAGCUGCUCCAAGAAAUCAGAGAGGUUCUGCCUGCUAGUCAGACUCCCAGUGCCAAGCACCUCCAGAGAAUGCCUUACAUCAAGGCCUGCCUCAAGGAAUCCAUGAGGUUAUCGCCGUCAGUUCCCUUCACGAGUCGGACCUUAGACAAAGACACUGUGUUGGGGGAUUACUCCAUUCCCAAGGGGACAGUGUUGAUGAUCAACAGCCAUGCUCAGGGUGCCAAUGAGGAAUACUUCCACGACAGCAGCCGGUUUAAACCAGAGCGUUGGCUAAAAGAGAGCAGUACCAUCAACCCCUUUGCCCAUGUGCCGUUUGGUGUUGGGAAGAGGAUGUGUAUUGGGCGGCGUCUGGCAGAGCUACAGCUGCAGUUGGCACUCUGCUGGGUCAUCAGAGAUUAUGAAAUUGUGGCGACAGAUAGUGAACCAGUUGAAACGAUCCAUUCGGGGACGCUUGUUCCCAACCGUGAACUCCCUGUGGCUUUCAUUAGACGAUGAGGCUUCAAACACAGAUCAUUUGGACCUCACUACAGAAAGAUAAUAGAUCUAGACCUGAAUGUCCAGAGAGACUCCCUUUAUUGCUGCUCUGUAAAUAACAAAGAGAAAAUAUCAGAUCUAACUAUAUUUUUAUGUAAUCCUGUCACAUAUACCUCAAACUAAUAUAAAUGCAUUUAAACUAUCAACUAUGAGAGUUAGCCUACUUGUUGACCAAUAACUUUUAGCUUGUGUUGUAAGACAACUGCACUUUACUGCCCACUAAUCUUAAACAACUGUUCUUAUGUCAAAAAUGUUAAAUAAAUUAUGACUUUUGUAUAUGUUGUCUUUGUAUGUUAAAGUAUAUACAUUACAUGAAUAAAGGCUAC